GGAGAGGAUGGGUGGAUCCUAUGCUGUGAGCGGUUGUGGGCGCUUCCAUUUGCGUUCACAGAACACUUACUUCUAAACAUUACACCUUUAGUAUUUUUAAGGAAAACCCGCAUUCAAACUUUCGCUCUCCACGUAUUUUUACUAGAGCAUGAUUGUGGAUUUCUUAGCUAUUGUAUUGUGGCUCGUUGAGGUUUGAGGUUUUGUAAUACGCAUGAUUGUUUUAAAGGUGGAAUGACUUUGGAAAUGGCCUCAUCGUUUCAUCUGCCGAGAAGCACCAGCACACGAGAGACGCUGGAAAACACCAGCAGCGAGUCUUCUGAUAAUGAAACAGCAGAAAAGGAGAGAUCUGUCGAGCAAAGGAGUGACGAUGGAAACGCGGACGAAUCAAAGAAAAAGAAACAGAGACGGCAGAGGACUCACUUCACCAGCCAGCAACUGCAGGAGUUGGAAGCUACUUUCCAGAGGAACCGGUAUCCAGACAUGAGCACCAGAGAGGAGAUCGCGGUGUGGACUAACCUCACAGAGGCCCGAGUCCGGGUCUGGUUUAAAAACCGAAGGGCGAAAUGGAGAAAGAGAGAGCGCAACCAGCAAAUGGAUUUGUGUAAGAACAGCUAUCUACCCCAGUUCAGCGGUUUAAUGCAACCUUACGAUGAUGUCUAUCCUGCGUACACCUACAACAACUGGACCAACAAAGGACUCGCGACAGGCCCACUGGCCACUAAAAACUUUACUUUCUUUAACUCUAUGAGUCCCCUUACAUCCCAGUCCAUGUUCUCAGCCCCAAGCUCCAUCUCAUCCAUGACUAUGGCAUCCGGGAUGGGACAUUCUGCCGUGCCCGGCAUGUCAGCAACAGGUCUAAAUAACAUCGGCAAUCUAAACGGCAUCGGGACCUCCUCAAUAAAUUCGGCCAUGAGUUCGUCCACAUGUCCGUAUGGGCCUCCUGGCUCACCUUACAGUGUGUACAGGGACACUUGUAAUUCCAGCCUUGCGACGUUAAGACUGAAAUCCAAGCAGCAUCCAUCUUUUGGAUAUAGCGGUUUGCAGAGUCCCGGCUCUGGUCUUAACGCAUGCCAAUACAAUAGUUGACGAAUUACAUACCAAUAAACGGAUACCUGAACAAUGGACAACUGGAUUUGAUGCAAUCGGCAUUUCCAAACGGAUUAUGCGGAUUGUCUGUGUUUACCUAAACUUGCACAACAAUUUAAUUGUCCAGAUUUUGGAUUUGACAUUAUGAAGACAUGUUAAAGUUACACAAUGUAAAUAUAGCCUAAAGGUUAUAUAAACGUGGAACAAUGGAACAUUUGCACCAUUUGAAAAUUAUUAGGUGCUUUAUAUGGGAACAAUAUGGGUUUGUCAAAACACAAACCUGUUACUAGGACGUCGUGUUUAUUGUAGGCCUCCAUAGCCUACUACUGUUAAAUUGUGUCUGUGAGUGGGGUACACUUGUAUGUCUCAUGCAGAGGUUGUGUGGUCCAUCUUCUCGUAGUUGUUUGAUUGCUUCAAUAAAUUUACCGCAUGCUUAUUCCGAGUGAAAAAAUGUUUUGGUAUAAAAUCAUAUGAAUGUGUAGACUAAAUAACAAAGCUAUAACUUUAUAUUGUUAUCCUGUUGAUUGAAAACUGUGUUUUAUAUGUUUAUAAUAAUGUUUAAAUAAACCUCAAAUGCAAGAAUUUCUGAAACGAUUCAUCAGAAGAAUUAGGCAGGUUAUUGUAUAAAUUGCAUCUUAUGUGAAACACAAUUGACAUACUUAUAUUGUUGGGGUUCACAGCAAUAUAUUUUUAUAUAAUAUUAAGUGAUUGAUUUUUCCGUUUUAUUUUCCGAGUUCAUAUGGAUUUAAGCGUUUAGCUUUAGCCUAAUAUUCUUAUAACCGAGUGUGUUUUCUCGUUCUCUUCGAUUGUGUUUACGUUAAAUUAUAAUGGAACAACUUUUAAUGUGUUAAACUUCAUGUUGCCAUUGUCCAUUUAAUGUAUCAAUGUCAUUGCAGUUUACCUCUAAAACACUGUUUGCCUUAAUUGUUUCCAAAGUAACCAGAUAAAGAGACCCACAUCGGAGUUUAGGAAAUGGGGUGCAAACGUCAGAAUCAAUACAGGAAUUCCUUUUCGUGGUUUUCAAACAUUGUUUGACUGUCUGUGUUGAGAUCCUGUCGUUCCUGUCGUCGAUAAUAAUGCAUUUAAUUUGCUGAAAGGUCGACCCAUGUUAAUGAUCAUUUCAUUUGGCUUGAUAGUUAAAUCAGAAUGAAUUUACGCAGUGUUUACAUGCCUCGCAAGGACACGUUAAUAAACCCAUUACCCAAGUCAAACAAACUGUCUGGACAUCACAAUGACAAAGCAGUGAUAGAACUGCUAUCAGGUCAUCAAUGUAAUGCAGAGGAUAUUAUAUUAAAUGCUAGCGAUCACUGCAAAAAAAAAAAAAA
Molecule: messenger RNA, 2411 nt
Organism: Misgurnus anguillicaudatus (oriental weatherfish)
Lineage: Eukaryota; Metazoa; Chordata; Actinopteri; Cypriniformes; Cobitidae
Source: RefSeq, a predicted model, not a curated record